Rotaria sp. Silwood2 is the source of this 1263-nucleotide messenger RNA. Lineage: Eukaryota; Metazoa; Rotifera; Eurotatoria; Philodinida; Philodinidae. The record is from the annotation of a GenBank genome assembly.
AUGUAUGCCAAAUUCAAAGCACGUUGGAGAGAACAACAGACUGUUACCGACCAAAAAUUAUCUAGAAACUCAAAAUCAAUUGAAAUUGUGAAAUUGUGGAAUCGUUUAAAUAAAGAUGGUUUAACACCAUUAACUCUAGCAGCUGACUUAGGUCAGGCUAAAAUGUUGUCAUGGUUACUUUAUGAACGUAAAAAAAUACAAUGGUCUUAUGGUAAUGUUUCAUGUGUAUUACAUCCACUAGAUCAGUUCGAUCUUGAUUUUCAAAAAGAGGGCAAACAACGACCUCUCAGUGUACUUGAAGUAAUGAUUAAAAAUAAUGAUCCAAAAUUAGUACAUCCUAUUAUUAUAUCUUUAAUUGACAAAAAAUGGAAACAAUUUGCUUAUCGAAUUCUUAUUCGACGAUUUUUUUUGACGUUUGUCUAUCUUCUCAGUUUUCUUAUCACUACAAUUUUAGAACAAGCACCGUCAGAAACGACAGCAGAUGAAAACGAUAAAACAGUAACAACUGAUGGUAAAAGUUUGGAUUUUAGUCGUCAAAUAAUCUCUGCAGUCGGUCGUUUCAUUGUAAUAGAAGGUGCUCUAUGGAAAAGUGCAUAUGAAAUAAACGAAAUGUGUACUUUGGGUUUAUGGAAUUAUUGGAACAGUGCAGGAUCUAUUUUUCUUGAAAAUUUUUUGGCAUGUUCAUUCUGUUUUUGUAUUUUUACUGUACAAACUCUUCGUCUGUUUGAUAUGCAACAUGAAACUGUCAUUCUUGCUUUUGCUUCUCUUCUUGGAUGGAGUUAUAUGUUCUUUUUCACUAUGCCAUUUCGAUUUACUGGUCCAUUUGUGAUUAUGAUUUAUAAAAUGUUAUUCAAUGAUGUUCUUCGUUUUUGUAUAAUAUACAUCAUUUUUCUCACUGGUUUCUCGCAAUGUUUUUUUAUAUUAUUCAAUGGAAAUGAUUAUUACAUCGAAGGACCAUAUCCAUUGGUAGGUGCUUUAUUACUUAUUCUUUAUGUUGUGGUUAUUAGUAUUCUUUUGUUAAAUUUACUCAUUGCUAUGAUGGGUGAUACAUAUGCAGAUGUGAAAAAAAGUGCAAAAAAAUUAUGGCAUUUAGAACGAGCACGUAUUGCACUUAAUAUUGAAAGUCGAAUGUCAACUUCUAAACGCCAAUUAAAUAUCAACAAAUAUUGGAUAGAUGUACAGGGUGAACGUUAUUUACAAGUUGAACAAGUGAACGAUGCUCUUGGUGAUCCUAAAGACGAUGAAGCAAACGAUGAUGAAUAG